CUCGGCUCACCCCCAAAGCGCUGUGGAAGAGGGGCUGAACCAGUCAUACCUCUGGGCGCCGCGGGUGCCGCAGCAGUCGCGGCGGUAGGCGCAACAAGCGGAGCAGCGGGAGGGAGCGACCACCGGAGUGACAACCGGCCUAAUAACACCAGGAGUAAGGUGCGCGGUGCGUGCCAGCAGAGUUUGCAACGCCUGAGCGAACUGAUCCAACAGGAGAUCCUGUUCAUCCAGUCUGGCGACCAACAUUGGAAGCGAAGGCGUACCUGCACCGUCAGGAUUCAU
Staurois parvus is the source of this 282-nucleotide messenger RNA. NCBI's taxonomy places the organism in Eukaryota, Metazoa, Chordata, Amphibia, Anura, Ranidae. The record is from the annotation of a GenBank genome assembly.